AUGGUACCUCCAGGAAAUCAUUCACCAGUGGAGUUCAGAGAGCUUCUUGGUUUUGAAACCCACCAAGGACUGGCAGAAUGUAACAGCAAGGAGAGCGGCUACUGCCUGGGAGAAUUUUCCUGCCCCCAUUUUUCCCCCCUAAUCUCUGACUAUCAUGUACUGAGUCAGGUAGACAAGCCAGUGCUGGUUAUUCAAGUCCUGGACACUGUCAAAUGGUUCAAUAUUCGGAAUGGUUAUAGAUUUAUCAACAGAAAAGACACCAAAGAAGACAUCUUUGUUCACUGGACAGCUAUUAAGAGAAACAAUCUCAGGAAGUUUCUGUGUAGUGUUAGUGAUGGGGAGUUUGUGGAUUUUGAUGUCGUGAAAGGAGAGACGGGUCCAAAAGCUGCUAAUGUAUCUGGACCUGGUCGAAUGCCAGAGAAAGAUAGACAAUAUGCUCCCAAUGAACAUAGAUUCUGUCGAUUCAUCCCCCAGCCUCACACAGCUGGCCCACCACCGAUGGUGGCAGAGGCUCCCUCAGGUGAGACAGAAGUAAACAGUGAAGGGGAAAAAGUUGAAGACUCUGGGCACCAUCCCAAACUUCUCUGGCCUCCCUAA
Suncus etruscus (white-toothed pygmy shrew) is the source of this 597-nucleotide messenger RNA. Its product is annotated as Y-box-binding protein 2-like. NCBI's taxonomy places the organism in Eukaryota, Metazoa, Chordata, Mammalia, Eulipotyphla, Soricidae. Gene Ontology annotation, molecular function: nucleic acid binding. Bases 1 to 597 code for a protein of 198 amino acids. The transcript is spliced from 4 exons. Gene Ontology annotation, biological process: regulation of gene expression. Gene Ontology annotation, cellular component: nucleus. The record is from RefSeq and is a predicted model, not a curated record.